Messenger RNA from Ipomoea nil (Japanese morning glory), 1377 nucleotides. RefSeq lists its product as uncharacterized. Gene Ontology annotation, molecular function: RNA-DNA hybrid ribonuclease activity; nucleic acid binding. The coding region runs from base 1 to 1377 and encodes 458 amino acids. Gene Ontology annotation, biological process: DNA integration. The transcript has a single exon. The record is from RefSeq and is a predicted model, not a curated record. Lineage: Eukaryota; Viridiplantae; Streptophyta; Magnoliopsida; Solanales; Convolvulaceae.
AUGUAUACGGAUGGGGCUUCCAGCCGAAAGGGUUGCGGAGGCGGCAUGGUUCUAAUAUCCCCCGAAGGGUUCAAGGCGUAUCGAGCGUUCCGUUUCAACUUCCAGCUAUCUAAUAACGAAGCAGAGUACGAGGCUCUAAUCGGGGGGCUACGGUUAGCCCAGACCAUCCCGGUCCGACGCAUUAAAAUCAAAUCGGACUCCCGCCUGGUAGUGGGACAGGUAAACGGCAUAUUCGAGACCAAGGAGAACAGGAUGCGGCAGUAUAAAGAGGUGGUGAAGCAAUUACUUGCAGGGCUGGAGCGAUGGGAGUUACAACAAAUCCCGAGAGCGGAAAAUGGGGAAGCUGACCUACUGUCGCGCUUAACACAAGGGGUCGAGGAACACCUCGAGUACAUAUCACGGAUUGCCCAAAUCACAGACAUAGACAACCCGAGUAUAGAGAGAGACGAGAUCCUCACUGUCUCGCCCGCCCAAGACGAGUGGAUACGCGAAAUGAUCUUGUAUAAAACCGAAGGCGUCGCUCCGGGGGACCCCGCACGGGCGCGGAAAGUAGUUUUAAUGGCUCCCACCUACCAAAUCUACGAAGAUAGACUUUUCAAACGAUCUUUCGGAGGACCCCUGUUGCGAUGCCUUACGAAAGCCGAAUCCGAGCGAGUGAUGUCAGAACUCCACGAAGGUAUGUGCGCCGCGCACCAAGGCGCUAACACGCUCGCAUGGAAAGUGAUCUUACAAGGAUACUACUGGCCGAGGGUCAGGACGGACUGUCUGGAAUACGUAAAACGGUGUGCAACCUGCCAACAUUUUGCGAUCUUGCCCGGUCGUCCCGCGACGUAUUAUACCCCAGUUACUUCGGCCAUCCCGUUUGCGAGGUGGGGCAUCAAUCUGCUGGGCCCGUUCCCAAAGGGCGUCGGUGGCCUUCGAUUCGUAAUCGUGGCUGUAGAUUAUUUCUCCAAGUGGGUAGAAGCAGAAGCCCUGGCAUCAAUCACCGAACACCAGUGCCGCAAGUUUGUCUGGAAGAACGUUUUCACGAGGUUUGGAUUACCGUUGCAGAUCGUGUCGGAUAAUGGGAAACAGUUCGAUAGUGCAGGUUUUGGACAAUUUUGCGCAUACUACGUGGUCGAACAUACCAAAGUGGCGGUGGCGUAUCCGCAGGCGAAUGGGCAGGUAGAAAACACGAACAGAACCAUCCUAGACAGCCUAAAGAAAAAGGUCGACGCAACAGGGGUAACUUGGCAUGAAGAAUUGCUGUCGAUACUGUGGGCUUAUCGGACACCACCGCGGAGGGCAACCGGGGAGACACCAUUCGCUUUUGCGUACGGCUGCGAAGCACGGUUACCCGUAGAAGGGCGCAUACAGUCCGGAAGAAUGCUACAAUAA